Molecule: messenger RNA, 1610 nt
Organism: Homarus americanus (American lobster)
Lineage: Eukaryota; Metazoa; Arthropoda; Malacostraca; Decapoda; Nephropidae
Product: RNA cytidine acetyltransferase-like
Biological process (GO): rRNA acetylation involved in maturation of SSU-rRNA
Cellular component (GO): nucleolus; 90S preribosome
Molecular function (GO): 18S rRNA cytidine N-acetyltransferase activity; tRNA binding
Source: RefSeq, a predicted model, not a curated record
GUUGUGUUUUUGCAUAUAUUUGUCCAAGUCAAGCCUCCAAGCAGGCUAACGUCCUAUGGUGCUACAAGAAAGAACUGACUUUCUCCUCACACGAAAGAAAAAUGAAGCAACUGCAGGCCAGGAUAAGAACUGGGCAAGUUGAUAUCAGAGAUGACCCAUUUGAAAUGUUUGUUUCCAUGACUGACAUCAGGUACUGCUUCUAAGAGACCCACAAGAUCCUGGGAAACACCUUCAAGAUGUGUGUACUGCAGGAUUUUGAGGCUCUGACCCCGAACAUCUUGUGCCGCACCAUGGAGACUGUGGAAGGUGGUGGAGUCAUUGUCCUACUCCCAGACUAUGACGCCGCUACGGCAGCUGUACACACACUCAGCAUGGAUGUGCAUGCUGCACGCACAGAGGUCCACCAGUAUGUUGUACCCAGAUUCAAUGAAAGAUUCAUCCUCUCCUUAGCUUCCUGCCCAUCAUGUGUGGUGUUAGAUGACCAGCUGCGUAUUCUACCUGUAUCGUCACACUUGCGAGACUUGCAACCAGUGCCCGCCAAAUCUGCCAACGCCCCGAUGUCGCCUCAAGACCAGGAACUGAAAGAUCUUAAGGAGUCACUCAAGGACAACCCUCCAAUAGGGCUCUUGGUAGACUUGUGCAAGACACUAGACCAGGCUAAGUCAGUGCUACAGUUUAUAGUGGCCAUCACAGAAAAGACACUCCGUACUACAGUCACUCUCACUGCUGGCAGAGGACGAGGCAAAUCUGCAGCACUUGGAAUAUCAAUAGCUGGUGCCAUUGCCUUUGGCUACUCCAAUAUCUUCGUCACAUCACCAAGCCCAGAGAAUUUAAACACCCUGUUUGAGUUUGUCCUUAAGGGCUUAAAUGUGAUGGGUUAUGAAGAGCACAUGAACUACCAGGUUCUGCGCUCAAGUGAUCCACAAUUCAGCAACUGUGUGAUGAGGGUGGCACUAACCCGGAACAGACAACAAGUUAUCCAGUACAUCACACCUAACGAGAGUAGUAGUCUUGGUCAGGCAGAACUUGUGGUGAUUGAUGAAGCUGCUGCCAUCCCUCUUCCUCUUGUUCGUAAACUUCUGGGCCCGUAUCUGGUGUUUUUAUCCUCUACUGUGUCUGGCUAUGAAGGCACAGGCAGGUCCCUCUCUCUCAAGUUAAUAGACCAGCUCAGGAAUCAGACCAAGACAAGCUCUGCAGAAGCUGAUCAUGGUGAUAAAAAGUCUGGAACAACAGAACUUGGUAGAGUUUUACAUGAGGUUACUCUGGAGGAGUCCAUUAGGUACAAGAGUGGUGACCCUGUGGAGUCAUGGCUCCACCAGUUACUUUGUCUUGAGGCCUCCCUCUCCACCCUGCCCUCCAACCUGCCUCCACCUAGUAAAUGUCAACUCUUUUAUGUCAACAGAGACACCCUCUUUGGCUACCACAAGGUUAGUAACUCCAUGUAUGGUAUGUGUUUAUUGAUGUACAGGGGGCCCCCCAAGUUCACGGAUUUAUAUUUAACUGUCCUCUAUUAUUUGCGGAUGAUACCCUGGAUGUACCCAAGAAUGUCUGUGGGUAGAUUAAAAAUUGCCGGCAUUUUUGCGGCUGGGACAGGAAGCCAUUCGCUCUAG